Eutrema salsugineum is the source of this 1384-nucleotide messenger RNA. RefSeq names its product F-box/kelch-repeat protein At1g15670. The transcript has a single exon. Gene Ontology annotation, molecular function: protein binding. Bases 76 to 1152 code for a protein of 358 amino acids. The record is from RefSeq and is a predicted model, not a curated record. Gene Ontology annotation, biological process: regulation of phenylpropanoid metabolic process; negative regulation of cytokinin-activated signaling pathway. Lineage: Eukaryota; Viridiplantae; Streptophyta; Magnoliopsida; Brassicales; Brassicaceae.
GCGAAUAUUAUUUUUCUUGAAAAAUUAUUCACAAAAAAAAUCUCUCUAUUCAACAUUGAAAUUUCUCUAAUUACAAUGGAGCUUAUCCCUGAUCUUCCCGAAACCGUAGCCCGCGAGUGUCUCCUACGCGCCUCUUACCAGCAAUUCCCUCUGAUCGCCUCCGUCUGCAAACUCUGGCAGCGAGAAAUCAGCCUCCCUGAUUUUUUCCGACACCGGAAAGCUUCAGGCCAUAGCCAGGAGCUUGUUGUCUUGUCUCAGGCUCGUGUCGAUCCGGUUAAAGAACUCGGGUCCGGGAAAACCAUCCCCACACCCGUGUACCGGAUCUCUGUUCUCGAACCAGAGUCCGGUUUAUGGAUCGAGCUGCCUCCGGUUCCCGGUAAAUCCAGCGGAUUGCCUCUGUUUUGUAGAUUAGCUUCUGUCGGGUCGGAUCUUGUUGUAAUCGGUGGGCUUGACCCGGUCACGUGGCGGACCUCUGAUUCGGUCUUCAUCUUCUCCUUCUUAACCUCCACGUGGCGAAACGGGACGAGCAUGCCAGGUGGAUCACGUUCCUUCUUCGCCUGCGCUUCGGAUUCUCAACGGAACGUGUUCGUGGCGGGUGGACACGACGAAGACAAGAACGCACUGACGUCAGCUCUUGUGUAUGACGUGGCAGAAGAUAGAUGGGCUUUAUUGCCAGAUAUGGGCCGUGAGCGAGACGAAUGCACGGCGAUUUACCGCGCUGGCAAAUUCCACGUCAUAGGUGGUUACGCCACGGAGGAACAAGGGCGGUUUAGUAAAACCGCUGAGUCGUUCGACGUUACCACGUGGCAGUGGAGUCAACGGGCGGAGGAUUUCCUUUCUUCGGGGAUGACUACGUGGCCUCCGGUCUGUGCAGCCGGUGAAAACGGAGAACUUUACGCUUGUUGUCGCCGUGAUCUGAUGGUGAUGAGAGAUGACACGUGGCAUAAAGUUGGGAAUCUUCCUGCUGACGUGUGCAAUGUGUCUUACGUGGCGGUAAGGAGGUCCGGGAAGCUGGUCGUGAUCGGUUCGGCUCGGUACGGUGAACCAAGCGUAGGGUAUAAUUGGGAUAUUAGCAAUUUUCGAUGGGUAAAGCUGGAAACACCUGAAAGAUAUGAAGGUCACGUUCAAGCUGGUUGUUUCUUGGAGAUUUAAAAAAUAUGGGGUUUCCAAUCUUUUGUGACGUCGUUCAUACGAAAUGCACGCAUAAUUGGUCGGUUGGUUUUUUUCGGUGCGACUGUACAAAUAUUCUAUAGAUGUAAGAAAAAGUUAUAAGGCUUGACUGUAAAUUUUUUGUUGAUUGAUUUUUCUUUUUUUUUUGGUGUGUUUCUGAAGAUUUGUUGUGUGAUUUUACUAAAUUUAGCAGUUGAUCUUUUAACUUGCACAA